ACUGGACUCUCCCAAGCGCUUAGUACAGUGCCCUGCACACGGACACGAUGGGCCCUGCCCGUUUCCAUCUACGUGGCCUGCUCUUCGUCCAGCUGCUGUCCUGGACGACGGGUGCCCGCCCCUGCGUCCCCCGCAGCUUCGGCUACGGCUCCGUCGUCUGCGUCUGCAACGCCACUUACUGCGACUCGCCGGGCCCCCUGACCCUGCCGGCCCCGGGCACCUUCAGCCGCUACGAGACCAGCCGGGCCGGGCGCCGGUUUGAGCUGAGCCAGGGUGCCAUCCGCCCCAACCGCACGGGCAGAGGUCUGCUGCUGACCCUGCGGCCGCAGCAGCUGUUCCAGCGCAUCAAGGGGUUCGGGGGGGCCAUGACGGACGCGGCCGCCCUCAACAUCCUGGGCCUGAGCCCGCCCGCCCAGGACCAGCUGCUGCGGGCCUACUUCUCCGAGGAUGGCAUCGAGUACAACGUGGUGAGGGUGCCCAUGGCCAGCUGCGACUUCUCCAUUCGCGUCUACACCUACGCCGACUCGCCCGGCGACUUCCAGCUGCUCAACUUCAGCCUCCCCGAGGAGGAUACCAGGCUCAAGAUCCCCCUGCUGCACCGGGCCCUGGCCCUGGCCGCUCGCCCGGUGUCCCUGUUCGCCAGCCCCUGGACGGCUCCCGUCUGGAUGAAGACCAACGGGGCCGUGAAUGGGAAGGGCACCCUCAAGGGCCAGCCGGGGGACCGCUACCACCGCACCUGGGCCGACUACUUUGUCAAGUUCCUGGACGCCUACGCGGCCCACGGCCUGCGGUUCUGGGCGGUGACGGCGGAGAACGAGCCGUCGGCCGGCCUGCUGAGCGGCUACCCCUUCCAGUGCCUCGGCUUCACGCCCGAGCACCAGCGCGACUUCAUCGCCCGCGACCUGGGCCCCGCGCUGGCCGCCAGCGCCCACAGUGCCACCCGCCUGCUCAUGCUGGACGACCAGCGCCUGCUGCUGCCCCGCUGGGCGCAGGUGGUGCUGGGGGACCCCUCGGCGGCGCGGUACGUCCACGGGGUGGCCGUGCACUGGUACCUGGACUUCCUGGCGCCCGCCAACGCCACGCUGGGCGAGACGCACCGGCUGUUCCCGGACACGAUGCUCUUCGCCUCCGAGGCCUGCGUGGGCUCCAAGUUCUGGGAGCAGAGCGUGCGGCUGGGCUCCUGGGACCGCGGCAACCGCUACAGUCACAGCAUCAUCAGCAACCUGCUGCACCACGUGGCGGGGUGGACCGACUGGAAUUUGGCCCUGAACCCCGACGGGGGGCCCAACUGGGUGCGGAACUUCGUGGACAGCCCCGUCAUCGUGGACCUCGCCCACGACGCCUUCUACAAGCAGCCCAUGUUCUACCACCUGGGUCACUUCAGCAAGUUCAUCCCCGAGGGGUCGCGGCGAGCGGGGCUGGACGCCAGCGGGCCCUCGGAGCUGGAGGCCGUGGCCGUCCUGAGGCCCGACGGGGCCGCCGUGGUGGUCGUCCUCAACAGCUCCUUCCGGGACGUGCCGCUGACCCUGGAGGACCCCGCGACGGGCUUCGUCGAGAGCCUGGUGCCCGCUCACUCCAUCCACACCUACCUGUGGCGGCGGCGCCGGGGGGCGGGGGGCGGGCCGCCGGGCCGCGCCGCCGCCGGGCAUUAAAGGAGGAGGAAGCAGCGUGUGGCUACGUCGGUGGGCG
Molecule: messenger RNA, 1689 nt
Organism: Tachyglossus aculeatus (Australian echidna)
Lineage: Eukaryota; Metazoa; Chordata; Mammalia; Monotremata; Tachyglossidae
Gene: GBA1
Product: glucosylceramidase beta
Exons: 11
Coding region: 48-1652 (534 amino acids)
Biological process (GO): glucosylceramide catabolic process
Molecular function (GO): glucosylceramidase activity
Source: RefSeq, a predicted model, not a curated record